UCUUCACCGUCCGUUGUGGUGGAGACCAUGUCUGCCUGGACGAACAGCUGCCGUUCGAUCCCAAACAUCAGGGACAAAACCGAGGCUCAUCAGGGAUAAUUCUCUUUUUCUGCCGAUUUUCGACGAACUCAUCUCUGGAGAGCGCCGCUACUCGAUCUGUGAUCGGAAGGGAGAUGGAGAGGGAGUUGGUGGAGCUGUUCAGAGCUGCGACGAAGGCGGCCGAUGCUGCCGCCCUCGACGGAGUUUCACCUAAGGUCGACCGCUGCAUCGAAGUGCUGAACCGGCUCAAGAGUUUUCCUGUGACGUAUGAUGUUCUCGUGAGAACGCAGGUUGCAAAAGGGCUUCGACCUCUCACAAAGCAUCCUGAGAAGCAGAUUCAGACCAAGGCUUCUGAUGUGAUUGAAAUUUGGAAAAAGAUAAUCAUUAGUGAAGCAACUAAGAUGAAGAGAGAUGGUGUUGAUAUUAGAAGUCCAAAAAAGACUGUGGUUACAGAGGCAAGGACUGUUAAAAUUGAGGAGGUUCGUAAGACUGCUUCAGUUGUGCUUGAAAAGGUUCCAAAAACUGAAGAUUCUAUGACAAAAGCUGCGAAUGUUUCAAGAUCAGGCACUCUGAAGGUUGAGAAGCAAAUUGGAACUGUAGGGACUGCUGCAGAUGAGAGGAAAGAUAGGAGGGAGAGUGUUAAGGUUGAAAACACACCAAAGGAAGAGAAGCCAGCAUCUAGCAUGAAGAAGCCUGUACAAGCAUCUAAUGCACCUCCAAAGCUGACUUCUAUGAUCAAAUGUAAUGAUGCUUUGCGUGACAAAAUGCGGGAACUUCUGUUAGAGGCCUUGUCUAAGGUUUCUAGUGAGGCUGAUGAGGACAUGAAGGAUGAAGUAGAUGCAUGUGAUCCAAUUCGAGUUGCUGUAGCUGUAGAAUCCAUCAUGUUUGAGAAAAUGGGUCGGUCUAAUGGGCCUCAGAAGGUUAAGUACAGGUCUAUAAUAUUCAAUCUAAAGGAUCCAAAGAACCCUGAUUUUAGGAGGAAAGUGCUUCUUGGACAGGUGAAGCCUGAGAGGCUUGCUGAUAUAGCACCCGAAGAAAUGGCCAGCGAUGAGAGGCAACGGGAGAAUAAGCAGAUUAAGGACAAGGCUUUAUUUGACUGUGAGCGGGGUGGUCCACCAAAAGCCACAACUGAUCAGUUCAAGUGUGGCCGCUGUGGUCAACGCAAGUGCACAUACUAUCAACUGCAAACCAGGAGUGCAGAUGAACCAAUGACAACAUUUGUAACGUGUGUAAACUGCAACAACCAUUGGAAGUUCUGCUAGAGGGAUUCCUGGUUGGAUGGCUAUUCAUGCCCUGAUCUACUCAUAAUCUGUGAAGCUCAAAUUAUCUUCAGCACAGCUCAACCUUUCUGGUGCAAUCUUCUCUAUUCUGAAGAUGUAACCCCAUUUAUUCUCUCGGGGGCUCAUCUGGUUUAGGGAAUGCAGCACAGCUUUCAUGAUGAAAUGUUUAGGUCUAAAUUUUAGCGCCCCCCCCCCCCCCCCCCCCCCCCCCGCGUACCAUAUAAGGUACAUUUCAAACAAUUUUCCAAUUAGACAAUAGAUUUUCAUUUAUAUUUCGUAGUAGUUUUGCUUCAUGUUAGUUUUAGCAGUCAUGAAGAACUGACUUCAUGUGAAAUGGAAUUUGUUGUUCCUUAA
Molecule: messenger RNA, 1673 nt
Organism: Diospyros lotus (date-plum)
Lineage: Eukaryota; Viridiplantae; Streptophyta; Magnoliopsida; Ericales; Ebenaceae
Product: transcription elongation factor TFIIS
Exons: 3
Coding region: 174-1301 (375 amino acids)
Biological process (GO): transcription elongation by RNA polymerase II; DNA-templated transcription
Cellular component (GO): nucleus
Molecular function (GO): nucleic acid binding; zinc ion binding
Source: RefSeq, a predicted model, not a curated record